This is a messenger RNA of Talpa occidentalis (Iberian mole), 4090 nucleotides long. RefSeq names its product complement factor properdin (gene CFP). The record is from RefSeq and is a predicted model, not a curated record. The transcript has 9 exons. Lineage: Eukaryota; Metazoa; Chordata; Mammalia; Eulipotyphla; Talpidae. The coding region runs from base 1351 to 2760 and encodes 469 amino acids.
AAACAGUAAAAUAAGGAAUACAUGAAAACGUUUUUCCAGGUGAGACCCCCAAAGAAAAGUAAAGCGAGAUCAGGGACUAGAAGGACCCUUUCUUAAAGGGUGGUCCCUGGCCAGCGGCAUCUGGGCGAUUUCCUGGGAGCUUGUUAGAAGUGCAUGUUCUUGAGCCCCACCUGAGACUCACAGAAUCAGAAAUGGGUGGAGCCUAGGAACCCUUGAUGUAACUAACCUCCCAGAUGAUUCUGAUACACACUGAGGUUUGAGAGCCGCUGGGUGAUGGGACCCCAUCCAAAAGAAUGGCUGGGGAAUGCCUCUGUUAGGGAGAUGCCACUCAUCUGUCUCCUGUUUUAGAUCAUAAGUUCCUUAAGGGCCAGGAUUUGGGAUUGUCUUGUUCUCUGUUCCACCCAAUGCCAAGAAGAGAUUCUGGCACCUAUAGGUGCUCAGUAAAUGUUGAAUAAAUGUAUUUAACAGACACAGAGCAUCUACUUCAUGCCAGGCACUGCACUAGAGACUUUUUUAAAAGUUUAGCUCUCAAUCUUCCCAACAAGCACUGUGAUGUAGGCUCAGGGGGGGAGGUGUCAUCUCCCCAAGUGACUCUGAUGAAAUAUCACCGAGUGGUUUCCUGGCCAACCCACCCUGGCAGGGCCCUGAAGAUAUCUCCAGCUGGGGCAGGACAGUGGGUAACCCCAAUUCACCCAAUCUUCCCCACACUCUUGUCACUUCCCCUUCUCACUUCCCUGUGCUGCCUUUCCCUCCACAUGCUGACCGCAGAGAACCUCACUUUCAGGAAAGAGGACAGCAGUUAGGUCAGAAUAGAAAAUGAAGCAACUACUUCAAUGCCUGCUCCACCCCAUGAGGGGGAACACGCCACACUCACUCCACCCUUGUUCAAAACCCCCACGAGCUUCACCCUGUCCCUGUGGUAGAGGUUAUGCAUUUUACAGGUGGAGAAACUAAGGCUCAGAGAGGUUGGAAGUGAUUUGCCCGAGGUCAGCCAGGAAGUCCGUCUUGCUCCAAACGCCUCUGCUCCAUUUUCCCUCAGUAAGAUUUGUCCAAGGAGCAUUGACUGAGUGCUGAAGAGAUGCUGAGCAGAGCGCAGGGUACUGGGGAUACAGUGACAAACAAAACGGGACCAAGAGUGAGCAGGGAAGUAGGGAGGGGAGGAGGCGGCUCAGGAGAAGAGGUGACGGCAGAGGUGUGAGCUGAAGAGACCUGCACGGUGCCCUCCCCUCCCCCUUGCUGCCUGCCCUUCAGCCUCCCAGUUCCUCCUGCCCCUGGUUCCUCUUUCCCACUGAUUCCGGUGCAGGUCAGACCACAUAAAGCCAGGCAGGCUGCAGGGGCGCAGUGCUCAACAUGCCCGCCGGAGCGCACGUCCUGGGGUUGCUACUGCUGCCACUGCUGCUCCUGCUGCUGCUCACGCUACCAGCCACAGGUUUGGGUCCUGUACAUUGCUUCACCCAGUAUGAGGAAUCCUCGGGCGAGUGCAAGGGCCUCCUGGGGGAAAACAUCCGUGUUGAAGACUGCUGUCUCAACACUGCCUAUGCCUUCCAGGAGCCCGGCAGCAAGCUCUGCCACACAUGCAGAUCUCCACGGUGGUCAUUGUGGUCUGCGUGGGCCCCCUGCUCAGUGACCUGCACCGAGGGCUCCCAGCUGCGGCACCGGCGCUGCAUAGGCUGGGGUGGGCAGUGCCCUGAAAAGGUGGAGCCUGGGACUCUCGAGUGGCAGCUUCAGGCCUGUGAGGACCAGCCAUGUUGUCCUGAAAUGGGCGGUUGGUCUGACUGGGGGCCCUGGGCCCCUUGCUCUGUCACCUGCUCCAAAGGGACCCGAACCCGACGUCGAACAUGUGAUCGCCCCACCCCCAAAUGUGGGGGACACUGCCCAGGAGAAGCACAUGAGUCAGAGGCCUGUGACACCAAGAAGCCCUGCCCGAUACACGGGGCCUGGGCUGCUUGGGGUCCCUGGGGCCCCUGCUCGGGCUCCUGCCACAGUGGACCCCAGGUGCCUAUGGAGAGGCGGAGCCGCACCUGUUCUGCACCGGAGCCGUCCAGGGAGCCUCCUGGGAACCCCUGCGUAGGAUCAGCCUAUGAGCAGCGAGUCUGCAGCGGCCUGCCGCCCUGCCCAGUGGCUGGGGGCUGGGGAAAAUGGAGUCCCAUGAGCCCCUGCUCUGUGACCUGCGGCUUGGGCCAGACCAUGGAACAACGAAAGUGUGAUCACCCUGUGCCCCAGCAUGGGGGCCCCUUAUGUGCUGGUGCUGCCACCCGGACUCACCUCUGCAACACAACCAUGUCCUGCCCUGUGGAUGGAGAGUGGGGGCCUUGGGGGCAGUGGAGCACCUGUACCCGCCCAGGCAUGAAACACAUCAGCUGUCAAGAAAUCCAGGGCCAACAGUCUCGCUCCAGGAGCUGCAAGGGCCGCAAGUUUGAUGGACAGCGAUGUACUGGGCAACAACAGGAUAUCCGGAACUGCUACAAUAUCCAGCAUUGCCGCUGGAAAGGCUCAUGGACAGAGUGGAGUACCUGGGGGUUGUGCAUGCCCCCAUGUGGACCCAACCCCCUCCGCAGCCGCCAGCGCCUCUGCACAGCCCCACUCCCCAAGUUCUCGCUCACCUUAACCACCGUGGAAGGGCAGGAUGAGAAGAACUUAACCUUCUGGGGGAAACCAGCAACACUGUGUGAGGAGCUGCAGGGGCAGAAGAUGAUGGUGGAGGAGAAACGGCCAUGUCUACACGUGCCUGCCUGCAAAGACCCCGAAGAUAAGCUCUAAUACCCCUUUCUUCCACUCUGACCCCAACCUCCUAGAGCUCAAUAAACCAGCCUUUUCCCCAGGAGUGGGGCCAUAGCAUCUUCUAGGGCAAAGGGCACAGUGUAAGCUAAGUUCACAGUGGACUGUUGUGGAAAACUCUUAUUUUUUAAUGUGACCACAAUUUGGCAGGCAAGUAACCAGCUCCAACUUCCUUCUCCGCUGCUUUAUCCCCAAGGUCUGCACCCCGCCCCACCCACAAUGCCCUGGGGCCACCCAGCGCAUCCCUCUGCAGAGCUCCGGGCUUCCUGAUUGGCUUGCUUAUUCUCUGUCUCCCCGCCUCCUUGAGCUCCCUAGGUUCCCACCCACAGGAGCUUCUUGGCUGGCCUGUCAAUCCACAGUUGAAUGGCGGCAGAGGCGUGGCUGAAGUUGGCACCCCGCUGCGAGAGCACCUGCACCCGCCCACUCCCAACAGCCCAAUUCCAAUGCUGCAAUUAGUGUCGACAAAUAGCUCCGGGAGGGGGAAGGGGGGGCGGACUGAAGAAGUGCCUAUGAGGUGCUCAGAGCUGGAGUGGGGGCUGAGAGAAGCUAAAGUCAGCAUUUGCGUGGAGGAGCCCUGAGACCAAACCAGACACAGGUUCCUCUAGCGUUUGUUCAUUCAACACUAAUUAGCAUCUAAUGGAUACUACAGCUAAGUCUGGGCAUCAGGGUGGUGGAGGACGGUUAAAAGGAGAGGACAUCUGAGCAAGAGAACAGACUCAGAAUGGGUGAUCCUUUCAUUUGAACGUUUAUUUGACACUUAUCUACGCCUACUGUAUACUAACAAUAGUGCUGGACAUCAUAGGUAAUAGAGAAGAGUCAGCAUGGUAGUGUCUCCACAGCCAAGAGAACAAACCCAGACACUAAUGCUCUUAGUAUUUGCUCAUUUAUUUAGCACUAAUUAGCACUUACUGAAAACAGGGCCUCUUGUGAUGAGACAAAUCAUAAAAAUCAUAAUCAUGGUAAUGCUAAUUCUGAGACAGUACUUGCCCGGGUGCCUUUGUAGUAUUUUAAGACUUUCCAUAGCAUAAAUUCUUUUCAUCUACAAUGAACCUAGAAGGUCCAGUUUUAUCAUUAUCCCCAUUUUACAAAGGAAAACAGGCACAGAAAGAUAGUGGGUUAGACAUUCCUGAAGCACUAUGUCAGGAGCAAGGUUUCGGACUUCUGCUUUGUGCAUGGCAGAUCUGCAGCACCCAGACUGUCAGGGCACUCUUGUCUGGGAGGUACUGAGUGUAUGUAGAGUGUACAUGAAGUUAUAAUUGUGUGCACCAUAGCUAUGUAUUAUGUGCAUGCAUAUUAAAGUGGCACGGAUAUU